AUGGCAUUGAUCAACUAUGCCACGAGCAACUGCGCGGGCCCGGGCUCCGUGUGGUGGCAGACACCUUUCGGCCUAGGGCCUGAAGAAGAGAAGCACUUCCUCCGUUGCUCCGUACAUGACCGCACACGUCUGGCUGGCGAGCUCUCUGCAGUGUCCGGCAUCUUCCCACCCUGGGUUUACUGCUAUCAUGGUGUCAGAUUGCUGAUCUACGCACUAUCCUGUUGUCUGCAUGUGGGCUACGCCAUCUGUGCAUGCCGCGUGGACUUGCAACACGCCCUUCUGUCGGCUUUUGCUCGUGUGACACUCUGGACGGCGGUCCUGGAGAUUUGUGGCUUUUGCAAUAUGACUGGUCCACUUGGCAGAAACCAAAGCUGGCUGGAACCACUCUGGUACCGGCUGACAGCCGGUACACUGAAACAGCCGCUGCUGCCUUUCGCGGCACUUCCACGUAAGCGCGGGCCAGCUGACCAACUGCUCUUCUUGCUCUACCUCUGCAGUGCCUCAGCUUUCCUGAUUUCCCCGCUCCCGUUGGACGAAAAUCUUGUGAAGCUGCGACUGACCGUGCUUCUGUUGACGCUGCUUUGUCUCUUGGACAGGACAGCCUACACCGGACCUGCUGGCUGCCAGCUCGUGCAGCUCGCACACCUCUUUAUGCCAGGUGUGGCCAAGAUGGGGCCUUGGUUCCCCGAAGUCUUGCCGAGCAUGGUUGGCUUUUGCCCCUUCCUGCCCCAGUGCCUCAAGGAGAAAAUGUUCAGGCGCGAUGCUGGUGGAGGGCUUCAAUUUUUACGGUUCUCGCCAGCUGCUGGCAUGGCCAGUGUGUGCGUUGUCCUGUUGGAGAUCGUUUGCCCAGGAUUUCUUGUCUGUUCUUGGGAGAGGCUCCAGACGACUGGCGUGGUGCUUGCUGUUGGCCUACACCUCUGCAUCGUCUUCCUGAUGCCUCCUGGGGCUGUUGGCGAGUGGAAUCUCUUCAAUGCAGCAAGCACUGCGUACCUCUUCGGCAUGAUGAAGACCCAACCGCUGCAGUCAGAUCCCGGCAUCCUCGCAUCGCCUUUGAUGAUCUUCGUUGCAUUGAUGGUUCUUGGUGGGCCACUCCUGGCGAAUUUGAGGCCAGACGCAGUCGGCAACCACUUUGCAUUGCGAAAGUACACUGGCAACCACCCGUACCACACCUUCCUGAUUCCCAGAUCGGCCACGUGGAAGAUGAAGAAGUUCAAGACCUUCGCGCCGCUCGCGAGCGUUCCGCCGUCCGCCCGAGCAGAACUGCUGUCACGCGCCGCCUUCCACUCCUUGGUACGGGGAAGGCUGAACCUCAGGCGAGCUCUUGACAUUCUGGUUCUUGCACUUCCUGCUGGGGCACUUGAGGAUGUUGUGUGGUUUGAUUUGGGCUUCCUCCUGUCGCAGACGUUGCUGGACGUCUCCUUUCUGGAUCGGCAGCUCUUGGCAGAACUAGGCCAAUGCUUCGAGGCCGGUGAGCUUUAUUCCUUCCGUGUGUCCUCGUUCCCAACCUUCACACGCUGGCCGCACCGCGCACCCUGGGAGCUUUUGGACGUCGGAGCAGAGCUCGUAGUGGCCUCCGGCCAUGUGCGUGCGGAUGAGACCUUCGAAUGCGACACUUCAAGGCUGGCAGUCGCUAGCGAGACUUUCGUCGCUUCUCACGUCUGGGACCUCCCCAUCCCGGCCAAGGCCAUCUACACCCCUAAUCUCGAAUCCCGAAGCCAAGACCUCUUGCACCUUCCUCGCAUGCCUCAGAUGCCCGCGGGCGAAGUCGCGGAUUCCCUAGUCUUGGUUGAACAUCCUUCCCCCAUAGAGCUCAUUCGGUCCUUCGUGGUCCUUUCCCGCCUCGGGAUUGCCAUCAUGCUCGGAACAAGCGGAGGUCUUUGGCUCGCCCUGACCAGGGACGUGACAAACAUCAUGUUGAAUGCAGUGGCGCUGCUCUUUGUGUUGGAGAUCGAUGACUUGUUGUACAAGGUCCUGGCACCCAAGCACGCCAUCAAGUACUUGGCUUCCGUCCGUGAGUUUGAGGUCGGCCAUCGCAAGACAUGGGCAGGGGUGGACAUGUCCUGCGUUGUGAAGGUCACUACGCUGGUCCUCACUCUCGGCUGCUUCAUCCGAUACACCGUCUGGGAGAAUGCCGUCCAGGCAGACCAUGCUCGUCGUCUCCUCUGCGGCGGCAACCAGGACUUUGUCUACGGAUCGCACCCUUCCUUGGGGCCGGUCUUCGUGGCAGACACGCUGCCCUUCGACCAGCGAGCAGCGAACAUGCUUCCUGGCAUGCGACCUUUGGUGAACCAGGUAGUCUUCAACUACAAUGUUGCGGAUAUGGACAAGUACAUGUGGAGGAAGGAAGUCAACGGCAAAUUGUUGGCGGUGAAGCAUCUGCCAUCAGCGGCGGAGAUGGAAGCCUGGCUCCAUAUGUCCGAUACCGAAGCACCAGAGGAGAGCGCCUUCGGCAGCCGGAGCUACGGAACAUUCUGCAAAGAUCAAGACGAUCCAGAGUGGUGGGAGGCCGAGUGGAUUUGGCCUACCUUGGAG
Symbiodinium sp. CCMP2456 is the source of this 2532-nucleotide messenger RNA. The record is from the annotation of a GenBank genome assembly. Lineage: Eukaryota; Dinophyceae; Suessiales; Symbiodiniaceae.